CUAAAACCAAGCGAGGAGCUAUCCCGGAUGAGAACGGAAAACCCCGCUCCACCAUUUUACGGGUUUUCAUAACCCUCUCUAAACCCUAGAACUAGAGAUUGAUCGAUCAUGGCGAAGCAAUCGAUCCGGGUGCUAUCGUGGGGUAUAGUGGUGGCGAGAAGGCUAUGCACGGCCCCGGCGCCGGCUAAGGCGGCGGCGACGACCGGGACGGAGGCGGGAGGGUCGCCGAUGUGGAGGCCGUUGUAUCGGCGGCUGUCGGCGCUGGGCGGAGCUCAGGGAGGCAGCGUGACGGAGACGAUGAACGGAUGGCUGAAGGAGGGAAGGGUGGUGACGGAAGUGGAGAUCAAGAGAUUCGUCAAGGAGCUCCGCAAGUACAACCGCCACAGGCACGCCCUCGAGGAACAAAAUUUCCAGACAAAUCCGAGUCCAAACAAGCCAAAACUUGUCCUUGCUGCAUGGAACCACUCGCAUCUGAUGGAUUGGAUGGAAAGUAGAGGAAUGAUGUUUUCUUUUGGAGACCAUGCAGUACGCCUGAAUCUUAUAUCAAAAGUAAAGGGGAUAGAUAUGGCAGAGGAGUAUUUUUCCAGUCUUCCAGACUUGGCCAAGAACCAGCAGACCUAUGGAGCUCUGCUAAACAGCUAUAUCCAGGAAAAAAUAGCAGAUAAGGCUAUUGCUCUCUAUGAGAAGAUGAAAGAACUGAACUUGGUUUCCACCACUCUGGUCCAAAACAAUCUAAUGACCCUGCACAUAAAGUUAGGCCAGCCCAAGAAGGUUAUAGAGCUAUUCCAAGAAAUGAAGGCAAAUGAUAUAUCUCCAGAUAAUUUUACAUACUGUAUGUUGAUGAGCAGCUAUGCUGCAAUGAAUGAUAUUAACUCAGUCGAGAGAGUCAUAGAAGAGAUGAAAGAGGGAGGAAUCACCUUAGAUUGGACAAUAUAUAGUAAUCUGGCUGCCCAUUAUAAUUCAGCAGGCCUAUUUCAGAAAGCCGAAUCUGCUCUGAAGAAGCUUGAGGAGGUUAUUGACAGGCGGGACCGUACAGCUUUCCAUUGUCUUAUAAGCUUGUAUGCAGGUGCGGGUAAUUUAGCAGAGGUCAGUAGGGUGUGGAAAUCUCUAAAGGCAGCCUUCGCAAGGACCACCAAUAUGAGCUAUCUCGUCAUGCUUCAGGCUCUAAAUAAACUAGAUAAUAUUGAUGAACUGAAGCAAUGCUUUGAAGAGUGGGAAUCUGCUUGUGUGACUUAUGACUUGAGGUUGGUGAAUGUCUUGAUAGGGGCUUACCUAAGGAAGGAUAUGGUCAAAGAAGCUUUGACUCUUUGGGAAAAGGCUAUGCAGAAGAAUGCUCAAUCUGACUUCCGGACUUCUGAGUUGUUUAUUAGUUACUACUUGAAGAGCCAAGAAAUGGAUUUGGCUUUAAAGUGUUUGGAGGCUGCCACAAAUUUGGCAAAAAAAAAUGGGUGGAAACCAAAGAAAAAACUGGUGAAUGAAUUUCUGAAGUAUUUUGAGGAAGUAAAAGAUGUGGAUGGAAUGGAGUCAUUUUGUAAGAUCUUAAAGCAGCUUGCCUAUCCAGAUGCAGAAGCUUAUGAAUCUUUGCUCAGGACAUCCUUGGCUUCCAGUAAAACAGAGCCUUCUCUUCAUCAGUAGAUCAAGGAUAAUGGGAUUGAAGUGAGAUCUGGAACCGAAAAGUUACCUUGAAGGGUCACUGUGACUGAUUAGUGAGCUUUCUACCUAGCAGCCGUAUGAAAAGACAAAGGAGUUGAACUCUAUCUCAUUUUCAGUUUUUUGUUUUCCUCUCACCUAUUGAAUAGCAAGAAAAUACAGAUCCUUCUUGUUGGUCUUACUAAAACAAAAGCGAUAUGCUAUUGUAUUCACCAUUAGAAUUACUCUGUUGUUGAUGGCAGUGUGACUAGUGACUGGUAGCCGAAGGUCAUACAUUUAAGAUGAUAGCUCAUUUUCUUUACCCCAAUCAGAAUACCAGUGCUUGAGAUCUAGGAAUUGAAGCUACUGGACGCAUCCUCUUUAGUGGAUGACUUAGACCCUGUUUCUGUUGAUGGUAAGUCCAGAAGUAAAGUGUUUCCACGCAAGGUUGCAGAUUGACUCUGAAAGGAUGAAGUAACCCUGGGAAGCCAGCUUGCAUUUUGAAGGUUUCUACUGUUUCACCCUUCGAUGCCAUGAUCAUUAAGGUCUAGUUGUUGUUGUUGUUGUUUAUUUUUAUUUUUACUUUUAUUUUUUUUAAGUGGAGAAAGGGAAAUGGAGGAGAUCUGUUGGUUCUUUAAUUACCCUGUACCAAAUGCUUGGGAUACGAUAUCUAAGAUUUGUACCCCGAACCUCUACUUGCAGAGCAUAGGGGUAUGAUUAUUGGGACAAGCCUCAAUCGUUAAUUUGGUUUGUUUUAUGACUUUCUUUGUCUGAAAAGAAACUUACUGGAAUAGUCUGUACAUUUUGAA
This is a messenger RNA of Phoenix dactylifera (date palm), 2438 nucleotides long. RefSeq lists its product as uncharacterized. NCBI's taxonomy places the organism in Eukaryota, Viridiplantae, Streptophyta, Magnoliopsida, Arecales, Arecaceae. Gene Ontology annotation, cellular component: mitochondrion. The record is from RefSeq and is a predicted model, not a curated record. Gene Ontology annotation, molecular function: protein binding.